Molecule: messenger RNA, 951 nt
Organism: Vigna umbellata (rice bean)
Lineage: Eukaryota; Viridiplantae; Streptophyta; Magnoliopsida; Fabales; Fabaceae
Gene: WOX2
Product: WUSCHEL related homeobox 2
Biological process (GO): plant organ development
Molecular function (GO): DNA binding; DNA-binding transcription factor activity
Source: RefSeq, a predicted model, not a curated record
AGAGCACUGUCUGGUGUAGUAUACUAAUAAUCAAAUAAAAAACAACCCUUUAAUUGCCUCCUCCUACUAUAAUACUACUACCCAAACCCCCAUUACCAUUGAUUUAAUAGAGAGAAACAAGUUAAGAUGGAGGAGAGUGGAAACGAAGAGUUGGAGAUGGGAGGGUCUAAUGGUGUUGCAGCCAGUUCACGGUGGAACCCUACAAAAGAGCAAAUAACCAUGCUAGAGAACCUGUAUAAGCAGGGAAUAAAGACUCCCAGUGCUGAGGAGAUACAGCAGAUAACUGCUAGGCUUAGGGCGUAUGGUCACAUCGAAGGAAAGAAUGUCUUCUACUGGUUUCAGAAUCACAAAGCUAGGCAGCGACAGAAGCAGAAGCAAGACACCAUCGCUUACUUCAAUCGCUUUCUUCAUACUCCUCAGCCCUUUUUUUCUCCGCCAAUUUGCCCAAACGGCCUGUGUCCUCCGUAUUGCAUACCUCAGGUGCAGAGUGAAAAUGGGUUUUAUCCCCCACAUCCAAAGGUGCUUGUACCAGUAGGUUUUAGGAGAAGACCAUCUGAGAUAUUUGUGCCCACAGACAUGUCAAACGUUAUCAGCAACGGUCCGCUGUUAUACGAAGGAAUGCAACAGAGAAUCUCGGAUUGCAACUUGAGCUACAGUAACCAAGAAACGUUGGAUCUUUUUCCUCUGCACCCAACUGGUAUUUUGGAAGGGAAAACAACAUACCAGGUGUCUUCUCUGGCUUCAGUUUCUGCUGAUAGUUCCACUGAUAUCAAUGAAAAUGAUCCUUCCCCUCUUAACAAACCCUUCUUUGAUUUUUUUACUACUUCUGGACAAGGUUCUUAGAGACUUGUUCUAUGUCAUUAGCUUAAACUUCUAACAUGCAACUUUGAAUUCCCAUGGCUCAUCACUGAAAUGUGUUUAUUAUGUGCCUUUCAGUUCAUUGUAAUGAGA